Chenopodium quinoa (quinoa) is the source of this 1182-nucleotide messenger RNA. RefSeq names its product F-box protein At5g67140-like. Gene Ontology annotation, molecular function: protein binding. Gene Ontology annotation, cellular component: SCF ubiquitin ligase complex. The record is from RefSeq and is a predicted model, not a curated record. The transcript has 5 exons. Lineage: Eukaryota; Viridiplantae; Streptophyta; Magnoliopsida; Caryophyllales; Amaranthaceae. Gene Ontology annotation, biological process: SCF-dependent proteasomal ubiquitin-dependent protein catabolic process. Bases 263 to 961 code for a protein of 232 amino acids.
UAAUUAAUUAAUUUAAGUCAUCGACGUUACUUGUCCCGCCUAUUCCAGAAAUUAGACUAGUUGUUAAUUAUACGACUUUUAUUUUCAUCAUUUUUCCUAAUUUCCUCCUUUAAUCCAACAAUUUACUUGCGUUUUGUUCUUUAUUACUCCCUAAUUUCCUAAUAUUCAUAUUCAUAAAUUAAAAUUAUAUGAUCCAAUAAUUCAUUUUCUCUCUCUUUUUCAAUUAAUUUUCUCUAGAAUCUUCUCCUGCUGAUUAUUAUUGAUGAGAAUAUCAGAAAUGGGUGAAAUGGAUAUUGAAGAAUCAGAAAUUGAAAAGCUUCCAACUGAUCUUCUGUCUCAUAUAUUCCUCCUUUUCUCUUCUUUCACUGAUUUAGCUCAGGCAAGUUGUGUGUGUAAGAAAUGGAGGGAAGGGGUGAAGCAAUCAAUGGGAAGGAGACGAAGUUUGAGCUUUUCUGGAUGUAAAAUGGAUGAUGCCUCUACUUCUCGCCUUGUUCAUCUUGCCUUCUCUCUUAAGGAACUUGACAUUUCAAGGAGUAGAUGGGGUUGUCAAAUAACAGACUAUGGACUGUUUGAGAUAUCAAUGGCAAAGUGUAUUGGAAAUUUGACAUCCAUUUCAAUUUGGGGUAUGACAGGAAUCACAGACAAGGGUGUUGUACAAUUGGUCUCAAGAGCUACUUCCUUGCAGCACCUCAACAUCGGUGGAACAUUCAUCACUGAUGAAUCUCUAUUUGCCAUUGGAAACAAUUGUCUGCAUUUGAAGACUAUAGUGUUGUGGAGCUGCCGCCAUGUGACUGAGAUUGGACUUCUGUACCUCGUAAACAAAUGCAGGAAGCUGCAAUCGAUCAAUGUUUGGGGUACAAGGGUUCCCCUUGACUGCUUCAUUGGCCUGCUCACUAUCAGCCCUGCUCUACAGAUAAAACCUGUAGGGCUUCUUCCAAAUGCUGAAGCUAUUCCUGUUUGAUCUAUCCAGUUAAGUUGGCAAUUUCACUCAUUUUCUGGGUUUGUAAUACGGCUUUACUGCAAUGGCUGAACAGUAAAAAAAAAAAAAAAGCAAAUUCUUUGUACAGAUCGUUCCCUACAAAUUGUGUUCUUUUUAAAUCUGCUGAAUAAUGGCAGUGUAUCAUCUGUUCUGAAUCUCUCAGUAAAUAUUCUGUUAUCAGUAAUAAACAGACAUUUCUUUUA